UUGACGUUUCGUAAAAGUGUUUUCGUAUAUGGACAAAUUCGUUUGCUUUCGUCAUAAAUUGUUUAUAAUUACGUGGUCUUUAGUGUGAAAACUACAAAAAUGGACCUUUUACCAAUAUUUCUAUUUGCCGCAUUAGUGAUUGAUAGGGGUUUAGCUGACUUUACAACUGAAGAUUGUGCUUCUCUUGGAUUCAUAAAAGCUAACCUUUUAUGUUCCUCCUGUGAUCAACUGAAGGACUUCAGCUUAGAACCAUUGAUAGCUCACUGUAAGGAGUGUUGUCAUCACGACGAAUCAGCACCGAAAGAAAAGAAAUACGCUCGUGCUAUUUUAGAAGUAUGCACAUGUAAGUUCCCGGCGUACCCCCAGAUUCAAGCCUUCGUGAAGAGUGACAGGCCUGCUAAGUUCCCUAACCUUCAAAUAAAAUACGUCCGUGGACUGGACCCUAUUAUCAAGUUGCUUGACAAGGAUGGAAUUGUAAAAGACACUGUUGCUAUUGAGAAGUGGAACACUGACUCAGUGGAAGAAUUCUUGAAAACUCAUUUAGAUAAAGAGGAGGAGGAAGACCGAAGCUACUUGAAAACUAAUCAAAUUUAAGUUUUCUAAAAUAUAGUUUUAAGUUUACAAUUCA
This is a messenger RNA of Pectinophora gossypiella (pink bollworm), 628 nucleotides long. Its product is annotated as selenoprotein F. The record is from RefSeq and is a predicted model, not a curated record. Bases 100 to 594 code for a protein of 164 amino acids. NCBI's taxonomy places the organism in Eukaryota, Metazoa, Arthropoda, Insecta, Lepidoptera, Gelechiidae. Gene Ontology annotation, cellular component: endoplasmic reticulum lumen. Gene Ontology annotation, molecular function: oxidoreductase activity. The transcript has a single exon.